Molecule: messenger RNA, 2561 nt
Organism: Bolinopsis microptera
Lineage: Eukaryota; Metazoa; Ctenophora; Tentaculata; Lobata; Bolinopsidae
Product: signal transducing adapter molecule 2-like
Exons: 1
Coding region: 49-1686 (545 amino acids)
Biological process (GO): protein transport to vacuole involved in ubiquitin-dependent protein catabolic process via the multivesicular body sorting pathway
Cellular component (GO): ESCRT-0 complex
Molecular function (GO): ubiquitin binding; phosphatidylinositol binding
Source: RefSeq, a predicted model, not a curated record
UAUAUUUUUCUAGGCAUGUUCCAAGAUUCGUGAAAAGACUUUCCUGCGAUGCCAAACCUUUUUGGAAGGUCUAGUCCGUUCGACGAAGCUGUGGACAAGAUCUGUGACAUCGGCACCGAAAAUGACGACUGGCAACUUAUUAUGAAUCUUUGCGACAAUGUUAACACUACAGCCAACGGACCAAAACUCAUGGUAAAAGCUCUUGUAAAGAAAAUCAAAAACGCUGAUCAUAUGGCUCUUGAACAUGCAGUAACGUUAUUGGACGCCUGUGUGAAUAAUUGUAAGCGACCAUUUCAUCUGGAAUUAUGCACAAGAGAAAUUCUGAAUGACCUUAAACAGUAUCUCCAGAAGAACCGUACUCCCACUAAGGGAGUGAAUAAUCUAAAAGAGGCGAUGGUCAAAUGGUCGAAAGCCUUUGGAGAGGAUCCUCAGCUGUAUUUAUUGAGUGUUACUGUCAUGAAUUUGAAGGGGGAAGGUGUAGUGUUUCCCACGGACACCACAAAUGCUCCCCCAGUCAACCUCCCUGGCCCACCGACCUCCUCUAGCAGACAGGCUUGUGAAAGUGAAGAAGACAUGAUCAAGAAGGCAAUAGAGUUGAGUCUAAAGGAGACUCAGGGUAAGUCUGGUGGUGGAGCUUCAGGUUCAUCGCUCUACCCUUCCUUUACAGCCGAUAAACCUCUGAGCACAGACCGGGAGCUCUUCAAGGUGAAAGCACUUUACGAUUUUGAGGCUGCCGAGGAAAACGAGAUUACAUUUAAAGCAGGUGAUAUGGUAUCAGUUACAGACAACUCUGAUCAGAACUGGUGGAAAGGAAGAACGCCCUCCAGUGCAGGAAUGUUCCCCGCUAAUUUUGUCACCAAACAGCUCGACUCUCCGCCUGAGCCCUCUCCUGUCGCUCAACCUCAGCCCGUUAAAGUUACAGAAGUGAAUCCACAGCAGAUUGAUCUGCUGUUGGAAAUGUUGAGGAAGGCUGAUGCAACUGUAACAAAUGAGGAAGAGGAUAAGUUUAUCGCCGAGUUAGAGGAAUCAAUCGCCCAACAACAGCCUCUUGUUGAAGCAGAGUAUAGCAAGCUGAAGGGUAAACAUGAGGAAUUGGAGUCAAUCAAUGACGACAUGUCCCGUGUCGUGGGACUGUUCCACAAAUUACUGAAAGAAGCUCCUCCUGUACAGCCCGUACAAGCCCCUCAGCCUAUCAGAUAUUCUUAUCAGCCUGUUCAACCUCAACCAGUUCCUCCCAUGCCACAAGGCCAGGGAGCUGGGGGUGCUCCUGACCAACGGCAUUAUGCUCCUCCUACAUCACAGAUGUACAAUGGUCCCUCCCAGUAUGAUGUUGCAUUCAACCCUCACCCUAAUAACAUGCAGCCUGGACCACCGCCACCUGGUAACUAUAGCUCAGCUUCUCCACCUCCUAGUUACCACCAACCUCCUCCACAGGGCUCCCAUCAGCCUCCUCCACAGGGCUCCCACCAGCCUCCUCCACAGGGCUCCCACCAGCCUCCUCCACAGGGCUCCCACCACCCUCCUCCACAGGGCUCCCACCCGGGCUACUAUCCUGUUUAUCCGGGACAACAAAAUAUCCAGCCUCCUGUUUACUCUCAACCAGCUCCUCAAUUUACAUCGCAGCCUAAUAUUGCGCAUGUGUCCCCCAUGGCGCAAUCGGGGGCAACUGGCACGUCCAUGCAAUGACCCUUAUGAUACUGUUUGAGUCCCUGUUUGGGACCCCAAACUCCUCAUUUCCUAUUUGACAAAUUCUCCUAUUUGACAGUUUAUUUCCUAACAGUAACAACCUUUGAACAUAAUAAACCGAUUAAGUUUUAUGACUUAAGAUUUGAAAGAUGAUCGUACCAAAAAUUGGGACCGAAAUUAUGAACCCAGUUUCAGACUUCUAGAUCUUUUACUUGGGAUUAUAUUGUUUCUAAAUCUUUUCGUAGAUGUCUUUUAUUGUUCUGGAUGUGCAAUGAAAUCUAUAUUUAAACCCUGCAUUUACCGAACACUGUUUCUUUCCCAGUAAAUUGAGGUUUGACUGCACUGAUUUGCAGUUUAUGUUGAAAUCGGUUGAAAAACGGAGGUUCAAUUUUAAAGCUUUAGAUAAUAGAUAUGGUUAGAGUUAAUGAAAGUUUAGACUUAGAAAGAUCUACCAUAAUGAUAUUUAACGAUUUAAAUUAACGGUCAAUUACUUUUUGGAACCUCUAAUUAAAGAUCCUAUCGUGCACAAAGUUCGUGUUAUUUGUGACACUCAUUCAAGGCCCAUCAAUUGUUUAACCUCUUUUCAUAAGUCAUUUAGAUCUGAAUAUCUUGGUAUUUUUUCGAAGGAUAUAAUGAUGGGGUGUUAGAUUGUUAACAUGAUUUAAGGGGGGUAUACCCCCUGAUUUAAGAGGCGGGACCUUUUAUAACGCGAGUUUAGUUUUGUUUUAAGAGACUCGCAACAUGAAUAUAAUGAGUAAAAAUUUCCGAGACGUCAUCUUAAUGAUAAUGUUGUGAUCUGUUAAAAUUGUAAAAUUUGUGUAAAUUUGCUGAUUUUCUAGUCUAAAAUUGAAAUGUUUCAUGGUCUCGUUUCUUAC